AUGCUGCCGCCGGGGGCCACCGGCACGGUCGGUGCGACGGAGGUGCUCUCUCCAAGCCUCAACGUGUACCGUGCCGGCAGCAGCGGCGUGACCCUCACCAUCGCUCCCAGGACCACCGUUCUCGUGGCCGAUCACGUCACGAACACCAGUGCGGUGGUGAGGUUGGAGCAAGUGGACUACAGCAAGGCGAUGCGUGCGUACCGCGUGUGCCGGCAAGAGGGGGGCGUUGUAGCCGAGGAGCCAUCGAAAGGCUGGCACGCUGGCUCCACGACGCCGGCGACACCGUUGCCGCCGCCGCUGACCUCGUCGCACGGGGUCUCCUCAAGCUACGCGAUGAGCCCGACCGCCUUCACGGGGACUGCAAGCCCCAAAGGCCGCGCUAGCUACGCCGCCCGUGAUGAAACGGCACUCGGUCACGACCGGGCGCCGUGGCGCGUUGUGUUCCUGCGGUUGUUCGGCGCUACGGAUAUGGUGCUGCUCACCGUCGUCGUGGCGUGCUUCCUGGUCGUGGUGUCGCGACUAAGCAUGAUCAAGCUCGGCCGAACAGAUGGGCAGAGCGCCAUGUCGUGGUCGUCUCUGUCGUGGUUGAAGGUGGCGCUGACCGCGCUCACCUCUGGACGCUCGGUGGUGGAGGAGGUUGUGGCACCGUCUGGCUUGUCGCCCGCGUCUGCUGAAGACUUGGCGCAGGGAGUCACGCGGGGGUCCCCGGCGACCUCAUUGUUGACUACAGCGACCGUGAUUUCGGUCCCUGGCACCAAAGGGGUGCUCUUCACGUCCUAUACUCAGGCUACAGGCAUCCCGGCCCUGGACACGAGCGUCACGCUCGUCCUGCUGCUCUUCUCCAUUUUCCUUUUGAUAAAGCGGCUCAGUUGCGCGUUGAGUCGGGUGUACGUGGAGGAGGUGCUCGUCAUGCGCGGCGUUGGCCUGCAGUUCUCCGCGUACGGAAUAUUCAACACACUGCGGUACCGGCACUUCGUCGAUCUUCUCAUGCUGCGCUCACUUGUCAUCCACGACGCGUUCUUCCGGUACCAGCCGAUGUUCUUCCUCUCCUCGUCCGUGGAGAACAAGGCGGAGCGGAUCGUGUACUUUCCUGAUACGCUGCCGCGGCUGGCGGUUCUGCGUCCUGCUUUGAAUGGCAUUCGCGGGGUGCUCUACGGAGAGCCAGAGGAGGGGCCAAGCCUGGGGGAGCUGGAGGAGCGAUGGAAGAAGUCAGCCAGUAACAUUCCCGAUGGCAACUUUUCUACGGAGGACAGCUUUGCCGAAGACACAGUGACGACGCCGGAUGACGCAUGCUCCGACGCCACAGAUCGCGACGAGGAUUGA
Messenger RNA from Leishmania major strain Friedlin, 1323 nucleotides. RefSeq lists its product as hypothetical. The coding region runs from base 1 to 1323 and encodes 440 amino acids. The transcript has a single exon. The record is from RefSeq and is a predicted model, not a curated record. NCBI's taxonomy places the organism in Eukaryota, Euglenozoa, Kinetoplastea, Trypanosomatida, Trypanosomatidae. Gene Ontology annotation, biological process: GPI anchor biosynthetic process. Gene Ontology annotation, cellular component: glycosylphosphatidylinositol-N-acetylglucosaminyltransferase (GPI-GnT) complex.